CUUCCUGCUUCCCAUUGUGUAAUGUUUAACCUCGCGUGCACACUCAUUUGUGUGAGCUCCUAACAGAAUUUAAAAUAGUAUUUAAAUUAUAGGCGUAUGAGUGAUUUGCCUGCCAUCAGGACUAAAGAUUUGACUGGCAAACAGAGUCUGCUUAUGGAGAGUACCUCAAGGCCUCCGUCCUCCAUGCCUGCGUCCCCAGGCUUCACUCGACUGGAGCAGAAUGAGCCUAUGAACACCCUGCGUAUCUCUGUCGGAGGCCUCCCAAUGUUGGCUUCCAUGGCCAACACCACUGACCCUCGCUUCCGCCUUAAAUGGAAGCCCAUCGUGGCGGUGGCCGGCUCCCUGGCGCUGCUUCUGCUCUUCUUCAUGCACUUGAACUCGGGCUUGCGCUCCCACUCUUACGACUCGCACAGCUGGAGAGCCAAUCACGGCGAAGCCCAGCAGUCCAAUUCCCAUUAUAACGACACCUACCCUCUCAGUCCGCCUGAGCACACGCCGCAGGGCACCCGCUACCGUAUUGGGGUCAUUGCCGACCUGGACACAAACUCUCGUAGUGAGAGUAAGAAGCUGACGUGGUUCAGCUACAUGCGGCGGGGACACUUGUUGGUGUCCCAAAGUGGCGACAAGAUAGCAGUUGAAUGGGAUGCGGACAGGGUGGUGCUGGAAAGCCACCUGGCGGAGAAAGGGAGGGGGAUGGAACUGUCUGAGCUGGUGGUGUUCAACGGGAAGCUCUACAGCGUCGAUGACCGGACGGGCGUCGUAUACCACAUUGACGGUGACAAGAUUGUGCCCUGGGUCAUCUUACCUGAUGGCGACGGCAGCGUUGCCAAAGGAUUUAAAGCAGAGUGGCUGGCGGUUAAAGACAAGCACCUGUACGUUGGUGGUCUGGGGAAAGAGUGGACCACCACUGAAGGCGAGUUUGUAAACAACAACCCAGAGUGGGUGAAAGUCGUGGGCUUCAGAGGCGAUGUACAACAUGAGAACUGGGUUCCUAAGUACAAAUAUCUCAAGUCUGCUGCAGGAAUAGAGCCUCCAGGGUACCUCAUCCACGAGUCAGCAGCGUGGAGCGACACCCUGCAGCGCUGGUUUUUCCUCCCACGCCGCGCCAGCAAAGAGCGCUACGAGGAGACGGCAGACGAGCGUCGCGGCACAAACCUCGCCCUCAGCUGCUCUCCAGAUUUCAAGGACAUCAUCGUAAGUCGAGUGGGUCAGCUGAACCCCACUCACGGAUUCUCCUCCUUCAAGUUUGUCCCCAAUACAGAUGACCAGAUCAUCCUGGCGCUCAAGUCAGAGGAAGACGCUGGAAAAAUUGCUACGUACAUCAUGGCCUUCACACUCGACGGACGCAUUCUUUUACCUGAAACCAAGAUCGGGGACGUGAAAUACGAGGGCUUGGAGUUCAUCUAGACUGAGAGACUCGCUCUUGAGGCCACUGCACUGUUGUUGUUCUAUUUUGUUUACAAUUCAGUCACUGUUAAAGUUACUGUACUCGCUGCUUCCUCACUGACACACAACUCCAACCCGUAGCAGAUCACCUUCACUACAAACAGAAGAACUAAUGGCUGACACUGUAAAAUAUUGUCCCGUUUUGGGUUUUGAGAAAGUGCCAGUCAACUUAAGCAAAGCCAGCAUGUCUGGUGGGUGUUUCAUCUCUUUCCCAGGACAAAUGUGGCCCUCAACAGUACUGUAGCCUUUCUUAUAAUGAAUGUACACAAUAUUGAUUCAUCAGACUGUGAUUUCUUUUUCCUGUACAUUUUCAUGCACACACUGUACACUCUCAAAUGGUCAGAGGUUUUUUUCCCCCUUUGUUCCGUGUCAAACAUCAUUCAAUACACACCAAACAUGCUAUCUACAGUGGACAAAUGGCCUGUUUUUAUUCUUCAUAAAGCUCAAUAUUUGAAGGACAAUUUGGUGAAAAAAUGAUUUAUGUGAUGCUUUUGGUGGGAUGACUUGAGUAAAAAAUUUGAUUCCUA
Plectropomus leopardus (leopard coralgrouper) is the source of this 1973-nucleotide messenger RNA. RefSeq names its product calcium activated nucleotidase 1a (gene cant1a). NCBI's taxonomy places the organism in Eukaryota, Metazoa, Chordata, Actinopteri, Perciformes, Serranidae. Gene Ontology annotation, biological process: proteoglycan biosynthetic process. Gene Ontology annotation, molecular function: GDP phosphatase activity; calcium ion binding; UDP phosphatase activity. The record is from RefSeq and is a predicted model, not a curated record.